Messenger RNA from Solanum verrucosum, 1900 nucleotides. RefSeq names its product probable isoprenylcysteine alpha-carbonyl methylesterase ICMEL1. The record is from RefSeq and is a predicted model, not a curated record. NCBI's taxonomy places the organism in Eukaryota, Viridiplantae, Streptophyta, Magnoliopsida, Solanales, Solanaceae. The coding region runs from base 297 to 1634 and encodes 445 amino acids. The transcript is spliced from 11 exons.
AACACAAAAUUUUCUCAAAUCUCUAUGAAAUCAAAUCAAUAAUUCAAUGAGAUAAGAGAAUCUUGAUCCCUCCAUCUUCCCAUCCCUUCAAUUGAACUAACUUUAACAGUACCCAACAAAAAUCCAACUCAUUUUUUCACCUUUUCAGCAAUAAAAAUUGAAUCUUGAAUUCUUGAUAACAUUGUUUUCUUGUUUUUUUCCCUUAAAAAUCAAAUCUUUUUUACUUUCCAUAGAUAAAUUUGUCUUCUUGUUCUUGAUUAUUAGUUAAAAAUCAAAUCUUUUUUGUAGUUUUCUCAAUGCAACCCUCAAAUCUUCUUCCUAUUUCUAACCCCAAUUCACCACCUUCAAUGUUGAUUCCAACAUCCUCUGCUACUGCUGACACAAUGUUAGUCAGAUCAGAACCCCAUAUUAUACCCUCAUCUUCUUCAUCAACCAUACUACUUGUUCAAGAUGACGAUGAUUCAAAGAUUGAGACAAAACCCCUUCUUACUAGAGCUUUUAGUUACUCUUCUUCGUCGUCUUCGUCGUCCAAUUUAGUUAUGCAGCAGAGGAGGCGCCGGAUUGCCAGUGCAAAUUCCCUUUUGUCUGGAGCUGUUGAGGGUUGUCGCAGAGAAAUGGGAAGGGCUGCUUCUGAUACUUAUGUUGUAACUAGGCUUAGCUUUAGACUCUUGCGAUAUCUCGGGGUAGGGUACAGAUGGAUUGCCAGGUUUCUUGCCCUUGGCUGUUAUGCUAUGCUGCUUAUACCUGGUUUUAUUCAAGUUGGAUAUUACUAUUUCUAUUCCAGUCAAGUACUUAGAGGCAUUGUUUAUGGUGAUCAACCGAGAAAUAGGCUAGAUCUAUACCUGCCGAAAAAUAUGAACGGGCCAAAGCCAGUUGUUGCAUUUGUAACAGGUGGAGCAUGGAUCAUUGGCUACAAAGCUUGGGGUUCUCUUCUAGGACAACAAUUGUCAGAAAGAGACAUUAUUGUGGCAUGCAUUGAUUACAGAAAUUUUCCUCAGGGAACAAUUAGUGACAUGGUUAAGGAUGCUUCUCAAGGUAUCUCCUUUGUUUGUAACAAGAUAGCUGAAUAUGGAGGUGAUCCGAACAGAAUUUACUUAAUGGGACAAUCCGCUGGUGCACAUAUUGCUACAUGUGCUCUCUUGGAGCAGGCAAUCAAGGAGACUGGUGCCGAACCGAGAGCUUCUUGGAGUGUCUCCCAAAUAAAGACAUAUUUUGGUCUAUCUGGCGGGUAUAAUAUCCUUAAGCUUGUUGAUCACUUCCAUAGCCGAGGUUUGUACCGUUCCAUUUUUCUAAGUAUAAUGGAAGGGGAACAAGGUCUGAAACAAUACUCACCAGAAUUAAUGGCUCAGGAUCCAAACACAAAAAAUGCUGUCUCUCUUCUUCCUCCUAUGGUCCUUUUCCAUGGUACCGCAGAUUAUUCCAUUCCGUGUGAUUCCAGCAAGAGUUUUGCUGAUACUCUUAAAGCUCUCGGUGUCAAAGCAGAAUGUAUCCUCUAUGAAGGAAAGACACAUACAGAUUUGUUUCUUCAGGAUCCAAUGAGAAGUGGAAUAGAUGAUAUGUUAGAUGAUCUAAUUACGCUGAUUCAUGGUGAUAGCUCUGAAACCAUCAGAGCAAAUUCGACUCCAAGAAAAUGACUUGUACCUGAGUUCAUGUUGAAGAUGGCUCGAAGUGUUAGCCCCUUUUAACGAUCAUUCUACUACUGUACCAUAAUCCAUUGUGUUCAAUUGGAUCAUUUUGAGCUCGAUGAAUCGCCAGAGCUUUCGAUUAGAUUAACUUUGAUCCUCUUAUUCCUUGUUUUAGUUAGUUUAAAGUGGACUUGCUAACAAAAGUAGCCAUACAAAUAGGUUAUUCUUGGAAGGAAAAAAAACCUUCAUUCAAUUAUUCUUAUUGUAAUAUACUU